Molecule: messenger RNA, 558 nt
Organism: Prunus armeniaca (apricot)
Lineage: Eukaryota; Viridiplantae; Streptophyta; Magnoliopsida; Rosales; Rosaceae
Source: the annotation of a GenBank genome assembly
AUGGAACAUGCAGCCAUUCACGCAAAGACGGAACACUUCAACUCCAAAGAGGUGCCUUUGGCACCUCCCUGCCCAACGAUGAACGUCGGUCAAGCCCCAGAACCAACCUAUGACGGUGUCCCGCCACACCAAAUUACAAAUCCAGCUCCCUAUCGAACGGCACCUACCGUGUCUGCUCCUUACACAACAGGAGACAAGCGAAUGGACGAAUUUCAGGGUUGGCAGGACGGAGGUAUACGCAAUAAGGAGCCGAGUGACCAAGUCGAUUUUCAAAACCUAAAAAGGUCCCGACCAGAAGAAGUCUUUACCUCGAUCAACUCAACUUACGAACAUGUCCUCAUGGCCGAAAACCAGAUGAUUCCGAAGCCAAACAGCCGGAAGCUCCCUAGACAGGUCGACAAAGAUACCGGAGUAUUCUCCUGCUACCACCAAUACAAUGGCCACGAUACCGAAUCAUGCAUCGCCCUCCGAAAAAUUGUUGAAAGCGUGAUCAAUGAAGGCAAACUAGACCAAUAUCUAAAUACACAUCCGGCCCCCGAGAAACCAGGCAAUCUAUAG